Molecule: messenger RNA, 4032 nt
Organism: Aureobasidium uvarum
Lineage: Eukaryota; Fungi; Ascomycota; Dothideomycetes; Dothideales; Saccotheciaceae
Source: the annotation of a GenBank genome assembly
AUGUCGCUGGCGGGGCAGCGAAACAAGGGGCUGACUGGACUCGAAGNNGAAGGAUACUCGUCCAUCGACUACCUGAUUUACAACCACCAAGACGCGACGCAAGGCCAGAAGAGCGAUUGGGAUGACCAGGAACAGCGGAAUGAGCUUCUGCUGGGGUUACGGCAGCGGCGGGUGCUGGUGCAGUCGGCCGUGCAGCAGAAGAAGGUCUGCGUCUUUGGAGGCUUCCAGGCCGCAGACGAAUACAUGAAAGAGCUGGGAUGGCAGGGGCGACUCGAGGCCGCCGCCUUGACACGCGCCAACAGCGACCCCAAAGUCGUCAUGCAGAACCAACACAUUUUCAGCAUGUUUCUUGCUGCCGUCGAGGCUUCGCUGUCUAUUUCGCUGUCGCAGCUAUGUGGUGCGAUCCGCGUUGGCCAUCUGACGUGGCUCCUUCCGACCGAGGGCGACCAUCAACUGCUGUCUCUCCGCGCGCAAAUGACCAGCCAGGGCACACUUGCUCUCCUUCCGCACGCAAACAACACUGGUUUAUCCAUUGCUUCCGACACUGACGGUGCCAACAUUAUCCUCGCUCCCUCGGGCACCCCUGCCAUUGUCGCAUCCNCCCUGGACCUUCCAGACUACCACGACGGCGCGUCAUCAUACCAAUCUCGCAGAGAAGCGCGUAUGCGACUCAGUCGUCGCGCAAAACAUGACAACUGGAAGAACUUGGCCGCGACAAAGUUGGCCCAAUCAAAUCUACCACAUGACGAUUCUUGGUUGAGAGUUAGUGUGCGUUCAUCCACCUCUCAAGAUCAGGUCGAAUGUCUAUGGCCUGGUCCCUUGUGCUUGGAGAUACCUUCGCGCCAAACGCCACCUUCCCUAGAUCGGACCGACAGCAUGCAUUGGUUCGACUCGAGAGACCCGUACCAAAACCCUCUGGACUCUGCUGAAGCUUGGUUUCUCGGACAGGAAGAGCGUCUGAACCAGGAACAAAAGACUCGUCAGGCUGAAAAAGACAAGGAGACAGGUGCUAAUAACCCACCCGACGAAGUGAUACCCGAUCAUUUGUCUGUGACAUCACCCAUAUACUCUCGCAGCGUGCAGGAUCAGAUUAGCGUCAAUGGCAUCUAUCCGACACCCCCUGACGCUAUACCACCGAUCAUCUGCUCGGACCCGUCUAUACCUAAUGUCAUAGUCUCUGACAACCCUAUCGAAACAUUGUCUGAAUUACUCGAAGACACCCAAGACCAGGCUCAGGACCAGGAUCAGGAUAUGAGGAGGAAUAGUAAUACCUCGGAUAUCGACCUCGACACCGAACAUUACCGCAAAGGAAGCACUGAUGAUCUGUUUGGAGACGCUGAUGAAGAAAUGUUCGAGAACCCUGGUGUGACGGAUGCUGACUUCAACUUCUUUGACAAUCCUGGAGGUGUUAAUAAUAUGCCUUCGAUCACUGAGCCGCUCGAGGAAACGACAGACGCAAUCUCCGAUGCUGCGCCAAAAAUUGAAGCUGUUGUGCUUCAACCACUAUCUGAUGUGAUAGAGCCCGAUGAGGAUGUGCCGCUGGAGCUUGCCAGGAAUCAGGACAUUGAGGAAGAAGAUCCAGAUGUCGAGAUUGAAGAUGCGACCGAGGAGACUGUUUCUACUCCACCUUUGAGCCCGCUGAAGAUCAAGGAGAAGCUUUUGCCAGAAGACCAAGGAGAAAAUAAAGUACCUAGCUUGCGACGUGACAGCACGUUCCUGCCUGUGGUAUUCAAAGGCGACCUCUCCCAUUUUGACGCCAAAUAUAGAGCACUUGGCAAAUUCGACAGCCGUUUCAGCAAGAAGGAAGACGCCACGAGCAGAUCUAACAGCAUCGCACUUCCUGAAAAGCCUUUCAGACCACGCGUCUUCAAUCCACUUUCCCGAAGGCGAGCCACGGUGGCCGAAGCCAAAUUCACGCCUCGGGUUGAAGACAUGUCGCAGCAAGAUUCUGAGUCUGAGACCAGUCAAGAUUCAGACUCGGAGAAUACUUCGUCCAUGGAAGGAAGUCUUCGUUCGCUUGACAUCAGGAAAAGGAAGCGAGGUUCUGCGGAUGAAGGUCCAACUCCAAGAUUGCUUGCGGAAUCAAUUGUUGAGAGCGAUGUGGAAAGUGUCAUGUCUGACGCGACAGCGAUGGCUGACCCUGGACCUGUUAUCGAUCAACUGGUUGCCGCGAGAGAGUCGCAGAAUCGUUUUACAGAGCAGCAGCACAAGUUCUCAGACAAUCUUUCCACCUGGAGGACACCGUGCAAAUCUUUACCGCCAAGUCAAGAUCUUAGCAUCUGGCCUGUCCUUGACUUUACCGCCGACGACCUUGUUGAUAUAGCUCAGCUUGUUGCUGAACAGAGUACUNUUGCUGAGACCCUCAAGCUUGAUUCUCUGGAUAGUCCGACUGUGUCUUCCCCUGUCUACUCAACUGCUCAAGAUGCGCUGCGACAAGUGUUCGAAAAGGCCCAAGACUGUGACUUUGCCAGAGUUGGUGCAAUGGCUGCUUAUCAUGCUGAACAGGCCANNUUGCAGCUGCUGCGAAAAACUCAGCAACGUCCUGUGCCGCGGCGGCCUGGUGGCAUCAACUCUGUCAUCACGAUACCUGCACCGGCUGUCCAUGUCCGUCGAGCAGGGCAAGAGUGGGAACUUCAACCGACUGCCAUCAACUUCUGGGACACUCUCGGUCUGGAACCUGCGAAUGGACCAAAGGAUGUCGCAGCAUUUGCUCUAUAUCCCGACAGUGGUGUCAUGGGCGAAGCUGUCGCCGACUUUCUCCAGGACAUCCGUCUGGUGUACGAGACUCGCAAGUUUGGCAAGCACUAUAUCGGUGGUGAGACUGGAGAACAUGAAGAUGGGCUGAUGUCAUACCGCUCACAUGGCGAGGCAUCGAUUGUUAAUGUGUUGCAAAGCAUGCAGACGGCUUGCAACGCGCUCGGCGACUUGCUCCACGAUUCCGAUCUCGAAGACAACAUUGUCAUCUACAUGAUCAAUCCCUUUCAAGACGAGUCCAUGGUCAAAUAUCUGUGUGGUUGCUUUCAAGCCAUGCUUAUAGCUUACUCUUCGGAUCGCGAGGACCCACCUCCGGUGAUUCUGCAGAUUGUGCCUAUGAGCCGUAUUGCAUGUCCGACUGCAAUGAUUGUGCCGGACCAGACAUGGCUAAACUCACUUGCCUCAUUCAUCUACGACAGAGUUCCUCUAGAUCACAGCACCAACCACAAUUCUCUUUGGCCUGCAAACACGUCACCCAGUAUCCACCUCGCCACCCCUCCAAGCCGCAAGAUCAACUUUGCACUCUCGGAACGCACGCCACGGAAUCUGCUGGAGGAAGCUCAGGUCUUGCAUGUUGCGUACGCCGUUAAUGCAGACAAUAGCUGGUUGACUGCCGCAUGGACAAACAACACAGGUACACACCACCACAAAGCUUCCUACUGCCUCAGCAACACGGACGGCAGAAUCAUCCUCACUGAAGUGCGCGACACGACACUCAGUCUAUGCCGCAACUCGCCUCAUCGCAUAUUUGUUGCCCGUGCCGGCAUCAUGCGCGACUGGGAGAAACGCAUCUGGCGCGAGAAACCUGCCGAACAGUGGAGUAUUGCCUUCCUGGAUGUAGAUGUGAGUCCUGCAUUACAGGUGUGCGCCAACAACAAUGACAAUGGGUUUGGAGUCCAAGGCUUCAUGACGCCGGCACCUACACCCCAAGCUUCCACUUUUACAUCCCCAGAAGCGGGGGACACCAAACCUUCCACCCCUGCAGGCGAAACGCCUAAUCCUGAAUUGCAGCUGCAAGCCACAGAUCUAGAUGCUUUUCUCAUCGACUCGACAGACGAGACUUGGGGUGUCUUGAUGCCGUUCUCAUGUACAAGAUCCUCCACCCUUUCUCGCCCUCUGGCUUCUGGAUUGUUGCUCAAACGCGGUACUCCAGAUGCUCUGCACAAUCUUCCGGCACUAGCGGUGGAUCUUAUGGAUGUGGUGCCCCCGCGCAUUCCCGACGGAGUGGUUUCUUGGUUGGGGCCGAGGGCGCCAGAGACCGUCCUCAAAGAGACCAUG